GCUGUUGUAGUUUUUGCUUUGGUCCAGAAAGCAUUUUAAAGAAGUUGGACAAGUAUGGCUUUAGCAGAUAAGAGACUUGAGAACUUGCAGAUCUACAAAGUUCUUCAGUGUGUUCGGAACAAAGACAAGAAGCAGAUAGAGAAGUUGACCAAGCUUGGAUACCCUGAACUAAUCAAUUUCACUGAACCUGUCAAUGGCCACAGUGCUCUGCACUUAGCCUCAGUUUCCAAUGAUGUUGAUAUGGUCAGCUUUCUUCUCGACCUUGGUGCUCACCCUGAUGUGCAAGACCGAAUGGGCUGUACUCCAACUAUGAGAGCUGCAGAGCUGGGCCAUGAAUUGUCAAUGGAAAAAUUAGCCAAGGCAAAGGCAGAUAUGACUAUAGUUGAUCAUGAAGGAAGAGGUAAAAAUCCCAGCAUUCUAUCCAACAGAUGCAAUUCACCUUAUAGCCAGAAUCAAUAAAAAUGCACAUUUUUUGCUUUCCCAUUUUGGAAGUGAAUUAUGCACAGAUUGAUGUUAAAAGCUAGAUUUCUACUCCUGUGUGUAAGGAUACCGUCUUCCUAUAAUUUGAAAAUGAUAUAGGUAUAUCUUAGGGAAAUCUGUUUUGAGAGCUUUCUCAUUUAAAAUGAAAACCAGAAUUAGGUUAAUCUAUGUUUGUCCACAGGUCGCACUGCUUUAAUGGAAGCAUCACGAGAAGGAGUGUUGGAACUAGUUCGCGGGAUAUUGGAGAGAGGAGCUGAAGUGAAUGCAUUUGACAAUGAAAGACAUCACGCCGCACAUUUUGCUGCCAAAGGAGGCUAUUUCGAUAUAUUGAAGCUUCUUUUUGCCUACAAUGGAGACCUGGGGCUGAUUGCAAUGAAUGGGAACACACCACUUCAUUAUGCUGCCAUGGGGGGUUUUGCAGACUGCUGUAAAUACAUAGCUCAGCGAGGAUGUGACCUGAAAUGGAAGAACUUAGAACAUAAAACCCCCAGGACUGUGGCUAAAGAAGGCGGCUUCAAAGCAGCAAGCAAAGAAAUACGCAAAGCAGAACGAAUUGCUAAUAAACUUGCCAGGCCAGGAGCCAAAAAUCCUAAUCCACUCUGGGCCAUUAGACUACAUGAUUGGUCCAUAGAGCACGAGAAUUUCCUUCGGGAAGCCUUUUCGUUUGUGGACAGAGGCGAUGGGACAGUCAGCAAGGAGGACUUUGUGAUGGCGCUCGAGGAGAGGCAAGAUUUCGUGAACUCGGAACAGCUGUCUCUCAUAGCACAAUUUCAUGAAAAAUUCCGGGGAGGAGGGGUCAACAUUAAUGAUUUCUUUAAAGGAACAAAAUACUUAAGCAAGACUUAUGUCUUGGCAUCCUAUGGGCCUAAGAAAAAGAAAAAAGGGAUAGGCAAGAAAGGAAGGAAAGGCAAAUUUGUUUUGCCUCUCCCAAUUUGCUUUAUCCCUGAGAAUACAUUUCCACUGCGGAAAGAUGGUGGGCUGCCAUAUUAUAUGAUUGAAACCUACAAGAACAUAACUGAUUGCAAUCGCUUCAACCGAGAUCAUCCACCAGAGCAUCCCAUUCAGGAUGACUCUGCAUGGUAUGUCGAUGAUCCAGGGAAGGUAUUUGCAAACAUUAACUUUAUCACCAAGGCAGGGGACCUGGCUUCUCUGAAAAAAGCAUUUGAAUCAGGAAUACCCGUGGAUAUGAAGGAUAACUAUUACAAAACACCUCUAAUGACUGCCUGUGCAAGUGGAAACAUUGAUGCAGUCAAGUUUCUCCUGGAAAAAGGGGCUAACGUUAAUGCAACAGAUAAUUUUCUGUGGACUCCACUUCAUUUUGCAUGCCAUGCAGGUCAACAAGAUAUUGUUGAACUUCUUGUUAAAUCUGGAGCUAUAAUAGAUGCACCUUCAAUCAACAACUCAACUCCUUUAAGUAGAGCUAUUGAGAGCUGUAGGCUGGAUACUGUAAAAUACCUGCUUGAUAUUGGUGCUAAAUUCCAGCUGGAAAAUAGAAGAGGGCAUAAUGCCAUGGACGUUGCAAGGGCAUAUGCUGACUAUAGAAUAAUUGAUCUGAUUAAAGAGAAGCUAGAUAACUUGCCAAAACCAGCAGAAAAUCAAAAAGUGAAAAGCAAGCCAUCUGUUAAACCAAAGACUGAAGGCCUUGAACUUACAAAAGAGGAGGAACCACUUUAUUCAGUUUACACUGUAUCGACAAUAUUGGAGGACAAGAAAGCACAUAAGGAUAAUGUGGUUUAUCUCAAUUCUUUGAUUACCAGUGGUUAUACCAAGAAAGUGGACCUCACAUUUGUUCCACAGAGGAUUUGGAGUCCUGAGGCCACUACAGCAGACCUGAUCAGGAAGAGAGAACUGAUGCGAGAGCGGUUCACCUACGAGGUGGACUUUGACGAUUUCAUGAUGCCCUUUCAGAAGAACAUCACAGAGAAAGCUCGAGCAUUGGAAGCUGCCUUCAAGGUGUAA
Trichechus manatus latirostris (Florida manatee) is the source of this 2439-nucleotide messenger RNA. RefSeq names its product ankyrin repeat and EF-hand domain containing 1 (gene ANKEF1). The transcript is spliced from 8 exons. Gene Ontology annotation, molecular function: calcium ion binding; protein binding. Lineage: Eukaryota; Metazoa; Chordata; Mammalia; Sirenia; Trichechidae. The record is from RefSeq and is a predicted model, not a curated record.